Molecule: messenger RNA, 261 nt
Organism: Thyridium curvatum
Lineage: Eukaryota; Fungi; Ascomycota; Sordariomycetes; Thyridiales; Thyridiaceae
Exons: 3
Coding region: 1-261 (86 amino acids)
Cellular component (GO): mitochondrion
Source: RefSeq, a predicted model, not a curated record
AUGGGGCACGCAGUUACCGAUGCGCCGCGGCAAGCGACCCGCGAAGAGAUGCGGGAUGCGAAGCUGCCCAUCCAGUACCGUGACAGCUGCGCCAACCUCCUGAUCCCCCUCAAUCGAUGCCGAUUCGAGACCUACUAUCUCCCAUGGAAGUGUGAGGACGAGAGGCACAGCUACGAGAAGUGCCAAUACGUCGAGUUCAAGAAGCGAGUGGCCAAGAUGAACGAGCUGAGGGAAGCAAAGGGCGGCGCGAGGAGCAACUAG